AUGACUUCAAGUGCAGAAAUGAGUGACACUCAGGAGGAUAUUUAUGUGGCCUCUGUUGAGACAGACCGUGGAGUAAGAGAGCAGUUACGCCUUUACGACACAAGAGGGCUGCGCGAGGGUCUUGAUUUACCCAAACACUUUUUCUCAGUGGCUGACGGUUUCAUGCUAGUCUACAGUGUGGACAGUCUUGAGUCAUUCAAAAAAGUGGAGCUCUUGAAGAAGGAGAUUGACAGGUCCAGAGAUAAAAAAGAGGCAUAUUGUCCCAUUGACUCUGUGUUGGUGAUGGUGAUGGUAUUGGGGAACAAGUGUGAGCUGCGAGAGCGUCGGCAGGUGGAUCAGGAUACGGCCCAGCAGUGGGCACGUGGGGAGAAAGUCAAACUUUGGGAGGUGACCGUGACAGACAGAAGCACUUUAAUCGAACCCUUCACCAGCCUCACUAGUCGCCUGACGCAGCCUCAGAGCAAGUCUGCCUUCCCUCUGCCCGGCCGCAAGAGCAAAGGAACCCCAUCUAAUGACAUCUGAACACCACACUAGAAGAUUUGCACUGUAUUUGAGUGUCUGUGUUUCUUUCAGGCUUAUAAGAAAGAGUGUAACUAGGAGUAGAUCUACAGUAGUCAACAUUCGAAGGGCAUCAAAAAGGACAAGAAUGGGUGUUGUUCAAUAGUUUGAGCACAACUUUGAGGAAAGGCGAUAAUCUAUUUUAAAUGUUGACAACCGUAGCUACUCACGUUUUUUUUUUUUUUUUUUUGACUGUUCUGUGGUGAUGGAACAAAAAGGUAGAACCUACAGAUUAGUUUGCUUGGCUCACUCUAAUUAAUUACAUUGUUGUAAUUAAAUUGGCUUCCUUUAUGUGAAAGAUUGUUUAUACUUCAAAUAUUUGGGGAUGGAAUUGAACCUGGACAAUAAAGUCAACAGUUGCAUCUUUACAUAAUGGAGAAUACAGAAUGAAACCAAUUGUUUUGAUUCCGUAUCCUACAGAUGUGAACUUCAACUGCACGUAUUCAGGAACUGUACAUCAUUUUCAGUUAGGAUAUGCAAACAUUGUGCUUCUGUUUAAAUAAGUGUCAUCCAGUUAUUUAGUGUUCAGUUUUUUCUUUUUGGAGUUUUCAAUGUGAACACCACAUGCACUGUUCAUACUAAAACUCCACAAGUCUGAAUAUUUUAUUCACACAUAUGAUUGCAAGCACAAAACUAUAUAUACCUCUCACUAUGUUUAGAUUAUUUGUGGCAGCAUCAUUUGAAAUGUUUUCCAGUAAUUAUAAAUGGACGUUCUCCAAAGUAAAUGUGCACUCCACGAUUUAAAAUGUACUCAUGAGCAUACAAAAGUGAAUGCAAAGUAUGAAUUUUGAAGCUUGUAUUUUAUUAAAUGUGUCUAUUAUGUGAAUAAUGUUUGUG
Molecule: messenger RNA, 1395 nt
Organism: Danio aesculapii
Lineage: Eukaryota; Metazoa; Chordata; Actinopteri; Cypriniformes; Danionidae
Gene: nkiras1
Product: NFKB inhibitor interacting Ras-like 1
Exons: 3
Coding region: 1-522 (173 amino acids)
Biological process (GO): canonical NF-kappaB signal transduction
Molecular function (GO): GTPase activity; GTP binding
Source: RefSeq, a predicted model, not a curated record